AUUGGUAAUCAAGCAGCUGUUUCACAUAGAAUAUCAAAUGAGCUCUAUUCUGCGAAAAUUUUGAAAGAUACAGACAUGGGAGGGCAAGAACAUGCCAAAUUCCAAGAAGCUGCUCUUUUAUUUAAAAAAGCUGAGGAAAUAGUGGAGUCAGUUUUACACUUGGCUCUAGAAGAAAUAAUAGCAAAACAAGCAGUUGGUGUCUGCCAGGUUUGUGGGAGCAAGGAUAGUUUAAUAAAUCUGGAUGCUCUAAAUGAUCAGCAAAUGGGAACUGUACAGCUGGAAGCAGAAGAAAUCCAGUCAGCUGUGCAAUCAUUAGAGCAGUUUAAUGAGAACCAUGCAGGAAGCUCCUCUUCAUGUAAAGAAAAGGAAACAGUUGAUACAAAUAAUCAAGAUGAACAGAUUCCUUUUUACAUCCCUGAUAAAAUUGACCUACAUAGUUCACUGGCACUGAAAGCAAGAGAAAUAAUUGACGAAGUUAUUAACUCAGCCAAACAAAAGCUGACAUCCAAUCAAUGGCAAGGCAGUGAGAAUAGAAAGCCUUCUGAAAAGCUUGAGCCUAACCCUAAGGCUGAAACUCCAAAGAUUUUAAAUCUAGAUAUUAAAUUAUCUGCCAAAACACAGAAAUUAACCAAAGAAACAACAGAGAAAAUGGAGGCUCGAAGUAGAAGCACUGAAAAAGCAAAUUACUCAAACUUGUCUUCAUUGCCAAAUAGUAUGGAAAAUGGUGUACAUUACCACAAAGGAGGUGAAGUAAUACCAAAUAAUAUAUUUACAUGCCAAACAAACGGGUUUCUUUCUAAUGGCAGUUUAGCAAAGCCAGAAUCUGACCUUACACUAGUAGCAAAAGAGAAUACUGAAAAGGUAUAUGGAAAUAUGACUGCCACAGAGAUUUGUGGCAAAGAUAGAGUAUUGGCAACCACUAGCAAAUCUGACGUGCCUUUACCUUUGAUAAAUAAACAUGCUGCUGUGGCUAAAGAGGUGUUUCUGCCUUUGCACUCAAUAGACUCAUGCAAUAGUACAAAUAYGCCAGAGUGCACGUUGCGGCCAACUGUAAAUGUUAAUGUGUCGUCUUUUAUGCGUGAUGAGGAAGAUGUGAGCAUGCAGAGUGAAUCCAGAGACAAAAGCAGUCCUCAGAGUUCUCUGGAAAGCAUUGCAGAGAAAACUCUGUAUGAGCCCUGUGAAAGAGAGGCUGCAGAAGACGUAUCUGCAAAAGUAAGAGCAACUUUGGAAGAUGUAAAGGCAGAGAGUAAAGAAGAGUUGGCAGAAGGAGCAAGUGAGGUAACACAGGUUGAUGUUGGAUUAAAUACACAGUCCACUGCAUCUGACUUGCCUGCUCUUGGAGAGGAUGGUGAAGGGGAAAAUCAUCUCAACUUUGCCCAAGAUAAUGAGACUCUAGAGCAGGUAAAAAAGGAAGAUGGUGACAUGCAAAAAGAUGGUCAUCUCAAAGAAAAUGUCUUGGACUGCAGUGAUGACUUGGAGGAAUCAGAUCUUUUGUCCAUCUCUCCACCAGUUGAACAGAGAGAAAACAGUUCUUUUACCAUAAUUUAUGAAGAUGCUCUUCAAACUGAGAACAAAUCUGUGUCCRCUGAUGAGAUGCAGACCAGCUCCCUCUCUUCUGACCUGUCUUUACAUAACAUAGGUCAUCUCCUGAUGUGUGAAAGAGCGGAGAGCAACCAUGAACCAGCCCAUCCUUAUGAAAGGAAUAACAAACUGAAUGAAGCAAUGGAGAGCCGUAGCUCAGAGUCCUUUCUGAGUGUAGAGGCCAAGCGCUACAGGAUAUAUCCUUUUUCCCUGUCUCCCAUAUAUGAAGAUGACAGCUCCCAAGAAGACCUGCUCUCUCCAGAUGUGUCACCAGAAGGCCUUCCUAGCGGGGUAUCUAAAGAUAAUACUGACCAUUCUUCUGUGCUGUCCCUUCUUCAGUCCGUUUCGGAGCGCUUGCAGUUUACUGCUCAGCUUAGUGAAGAGGAGGAGGAAGGGGAGGAGGAGGAAGAGGAAUUAUUUUAUGGAGAAAAUAUUCUUGAUGCUAACAGCGAAGAAGAAUGUGUGUCCAGCCAGUGGACAGGGAAUUUAAAAACGGCCUCUCAGUCAAAUGACCGAAAUAGGUCUUUGUUUCCUGAAGAAACACCUUUCCUUUCAAAAGAGCAGCUGAACUCUAUGGAGCAGCCAGAAGUGUUUCCAGGUGCUGCUUUUCCCAGUCAAACAUGUUCUGAGGCAGUUUCACAGAAAGUUGAUGCUGCUGUAAAGCUUUCUUCUACAAGCGUGUAUUACCAAUAUUUGCAAUCUGCCAGAAAUUACUCCACGGAGAAGGGAGCCCAGUUUGGAAGCCUUCUGCAGGAUAUGUUGCAGCCCAAGAGUCGCKGGUCCCAGGAUUAUGCCUUGCCAAAACUGGGAGACUUGGCAGCGAACUUCAUUGACAGGGCAAGUUUGAAAUACAAUCCAAGGCCAGGAAAGAUUAUUAUUUAUGACAUUCAUGGCGACAAAAGUAAACAAGAAAUUCAUUCUGAUGUGCUAGAUACCACAUCCUGGAUCUUUCCAAUUGGAGCAUUACUUAGGAUAAUUAGAGGAUGCUGGAUAUUUUAUGAGAAACCAAACUUCCAGGGUCGGAAAUACGUAUUAGAAGAAGGAGAAACAGUCCUGGAUCUCCUUUGGGAUCUUCCAGGCAUGAAACAUCGUCGACGAAAUCUCAUAGUUGGUUCAAUCAAACAUGUGACAAAGGUAUGGACUUUGUUAAUAUAUUGUGUCACAUUCAGACUUAAUUCCUGCUGGCAAUAG
Nothoprocta perdicaria is the source of this 2772-nucleotide messenger RNA. RefSeq names its product very large A-kinase anchor protein-like. Gene Ontology annotation, biological process: visual perception; lens development in camera-type eye. Gene Ontology annotation, molecular function: structural constituent of eye lens. The transcript has 4 exons. Bases 76 to 2772 code for a protein of 898 amino acids. The record is from RefSeq and is a predicted model, not a curated record. NCBI's taxonomy places the organism in Eukaryota, Metazoa, Chordata, Aves, Tinamiformes, Tinamidae.